This is a messenger RNA of Enterobius vermicularis (human pinworm), 750 nucleotides long. NCBI's taxonomy places the organism in Eukaryota, Metazoa, Nematoda, Chromadorea, Rhabditida, Oxyuridae. The record is from the annotation of a GenBank genome assembly.
AUGCAUCGCAGUGAAGAGUUCUUGAUGUCUGAUGAUUCCGAUGUCUCAGAAUUAGAUUUACCAUCAACCGGUCGUCAAACGGACUUACGUUUUUUUAGGUCAGGAAAGGUUCCACAAGACUCAGUUGCUAAAGCUCGAAAAAUUUGUACCUCAAAAUGCUUUUUAAUGUUGCUUCUUAUAUCCAUUGUAACCGCUGUCGUUUUUCUUGGAGUGUCCCAUCUUCGACUUUUGCAUCAGCUAGAAGGAAUACUAGUUCUUCCGCGACAACUAGAAAUUAUUAAAAAUAAGCUAAGAAGUAUGAAAAAUGUAAAUGGGUCAUUCGACGAAUUAGAUGGGCGACAGUUAGAUGUACUUAUCAAUCAAGUUGCCAAUUUAUCAAAGAAAUUUGAGGAGUUUGUUGCCAAAAUUGAUGAUUUAUACAAGAACUGCGAAAAAUGUAGGGGAUCGGAGUCAUUGAAUGUACAGUCUAGCGGAAAAGAUAAUGGAGUAAAGGAAAGGAAUAACAAAAAAAGUAAGCGAAAGCGUUCUAAAACUGGCAUCGGUGAUGAUAAGUCUUCAAACUUUGGACGAGUUUUCAAAAUGUUUUAUGGUAUUACGUGUCUUGUCGAUAAUUCUGCUUGCAUCUUGAUUAUUCGGCAUAACGUCGGUGCAACUUCUGUUCUUAAAUUGGUUCAGAAAUUCCCGACGGAUUUUCUUCAUAAGCGACAGUACUUGUAUUAUUCACUGGUUUACUUUGGAAUGUCUUCUUAG